AUGAAGUCCCUGAUUUUCAUUCUGCUCCUGGGAGUGGCCUUGGCUGAGGAUGAUAAGAUUGUUGGUGGGUACGAGUGCCCCAAGCACUCUGUGCCCUACCAGGUGUCUCUGAACUCCGGGUACCAUUUCUGCGGAGGCUCCUUGGUCAACGAGAACUGGGUGGUGUCCGCCGCUCACUGCUACAAGUCCCUCAUUGAGGUCCGCCUGGGCGAGCACAACAUCCAGCAGACUGAGAACACCGAGCAGGUCAUCAGCUCCUCUUCAGUGAUCCGCUACCCCUAUUACGACUCCUGGACCAUUGACAAUGACAUCAUGUUGAUCAAGCUUAGCAAGCCCGCCGCGUUCGACAGCUACGUUCAGCCUGUGGCUCUGCCCGAGGGAUGUGCCGCCGCUGGGACCAUGUGCAUGGUCUCUGGCUGGGGGAACACCAUGAGCUCUACCGCUGACAGUAACAAGCUGCAGUGCUUGGAGAUCCCCAUCCUGUCGCAGAAAGAAUGUGAAAACGCCUACCCCGGCAUGAUCACCUCCUCCAUGUUCUGCGCUGGAUACCUGGAGGGAGGCAAAGACUCCUGCCAGGGUGACUCUGGUGGCCCCGUGGUGUGCGAUGGGGUGUUGCAGGGUGUCGUCUCCUGGGGUUAUGGCUGUGCUGAGAAGGAUCACCCUGGUGUGUACGCCAAGGUCUGCGAGUUCACACAAUGGCUCAAAGACACCAUGGCAGCAAACUGA
Molecule: messenger RNA, 726 nt
Organism: Scleropages formosus (Asian bonytongue)
Lineage: Eukaryota; Metazoa; Chordata; Actinopteri; Osteoglossiformes; Osteoglossidae
Product: trypsin-1-like
Exons: 6
Coding region: 1-726 (241 amino acids)
Biological process (GO): proteolysis
Molecular function (GO): serine-type endopeptidase activity
Source: RefSeq, a predicted model, not a curated record